GCUGUAUGUUUAGCCGUUAGCUUGACUCCGGUCCUCCGUGUGUCUCUGAAUGAAUGACAUCAUGCGGGCUGCCGUCGGUCUCCGUCUGCGACAUGCCUCCUUCACGCUGUAACGGUGAUUGAUUGAAGGUCCGCCGUUAAGCUCCUCACGGUGUGGAGUGAUGCAGCAGAAGUUGUGUUCCAGAGGUUCCGGUUCUUUCCUCUUGGAGAGGAACGGUCAGGCCUGCGGUGCCGUUACCGACUCUGCUGCUUCCUGCGACCUCCCGUUCCGCUGCCCUCGCUGUGGUGAGCAGGAACGUUUCCGCAGCCUGGCUUCCCUCCGCGCCCACCUGGAGUACCGACACUCGUACCGCUCGCCGGACGUCGUCACCGGCGGCUUCAGCAUCACCGGCAAGCUGCCCGACCCGCUGACAGCGGCCAUCCCCUGGCACGACAUGAGCCUCCCGACCCGCAGGGGGCAGCAGAGCGCCGCCCGGCCGCCUCACAUCCGUUCCCUCAGCGACAGCAGGGACAGCGGCUACCUGCCCUCCUACAGCUCCGUCAGGAGGCGAACCCAGAGCGUAGGGGUGGGGACGCAGGCUGAGGAGGAGGAGGACGAUGAAGAGGAGGCGGGGACCGAGGAUGAAGAUGUGGCAGAUGAAGAAGAUGAGGACGAUGAUGGUGAAGGGAGAGGUGGAAGCAGAACUGAAGAGGACGUGAAAAUGUCCAACAGAAAGUCAGACCACCACCACAUCAACCACCACCACCUCCCCUUCCCUUCCCCGGCUUCCCUCGGACCCCCACCGGACCCAGACCUGGACCUGGACCUGGACCUGGACUUGGUCGAGCAGAACUCCUACUCUGGUCUGGAGACGGCGGCGGCUUCGGCUGCAGUGCGCCGGCAGCUGGCCAGCAUCCUGCGGGCGGCCGACAGCACCAUGCAGCGCCGCCUGGCUAAAGUUAGCACCGAGCUGGCCCAGACGGACACGGAGCUGCUGUGUGAGCGCGCUCACUCGCAGCAUCUGGCCCAGGAGAGGCAGGAAGUGGCCGACAGGGAGCGGUCGCUGAGCCGGCAGGUGGACGUGGCCGUCAUGGUGAUCGCAGCACUGAGAGAGCAGCUCAACGCCUCGGAGAACGAGCUGGAGAGACGAGAGAGGGAGGUUUUAACCAUCCAGAAGUUUCUGGAGGCGGCAGCUCGGCAGGAGACGUGCGGCAAAGUUCGAAUCCAGCGCUUCAUCGAGAACCUGCUGAGACGCAUCGCUCUGGCCGAGAGGCUGGUGGAGUAUUACCAGGUGAACGGCAGCCCGCCUCAGUGCAACCACUACAAGCAGCACCAGCAUCAAACGGAUAAUGGACCCCACAAAAUCACUAAAAGCAGGUCGGCAGGAGGUCAGCUCUCCUCCUCUGGUUUCCUCGACAACAGAACUCCGUCCUCCUCCCAGUUCGGUGGCCGUCAUCCGUCCUCCAAACCGGGUGGCGACCGGGACCUGGAGCGGGAGCACCGGGAGCGCCUGGCCCAGUCGUCCAGGCUGUUCUGCCGGCCCGAGCACAGAGACGACAUCUGGAACCACCAGCGGCGCCGGUCCACGGGGUAUGAAAGCUAGAGCUGUAGACAGACCAGGGAGAGGGAGUGUUGUCUGGGGCAACGCUGCAUCACACAAGGACUUUAAUCCAGUGUGUUAACCUGUGGAAAAGUACUGCACGGUCACCUUUAGGACAUUUGAAACGGAUAAAUGUAAGUAAGUCUGCUCAGCCUCAUCUGACGUCUGCUUACAAAACCCAACUUUUUUUUUUUUUUUUUAACAUUUGUUAGCAAGUUAUAAAGUCAAAAGAAAUUAAAAAUUUUGUGCCAUUAGUUGCUAAAAAGCUAGCAACAGUCCAAAAAUUUAGGAUAAAAACAGAAGUUAUAUGUCUUCAAAUCCAAUUUAUAUAUAUCGCAUCUUUCAAACUAACCUGUGUUGACCAAAGUGUUGUACACGUUAACACAAACACAAGGACAAAACUGUAAAAUCAGUUGGUCAAAGUAAAUAAAAUAGUCAUAGAGCCAAAAGAGCAAGAUCAAUUUCUAAAAUUAAUCUAACAUAUUCAGUUUUUCCAUCCUUAUGUAAAAUUCCACCUAAAAUAUGCACUUUGAAUGAGUUCUAUGUGAAAUUAUCUCUUUAUGUAAUUAUAUCUAUUAAUCAGACUAAGAGAUGCAGUUUCACUUGGAAAAUAAAUGAAAAAAUCUUCCAUAAAUGAGCCCUAAAACUCAUCGCACAUCACUGUAGCUCACACUUUCUAACAGGGUAAAGCAGUAAAGAAUAUUACUGCACUGGCAUCACAUUGAAUUUAAAUCGUAUUAGUACUUUAAUUUCAUAUUUUGGUACUUUUCCAUAGAUUUUUACACUGAAAGUUACUUUUUAAAUGUCACACUGGGUUCUUUCUCAGUAGGAGUUGUUGUCUUUUGUCAGCACACGUGAAGUUUAAAUUGUAAUCUUGCGUUCUGAAUCCUCUACUCUGUGUUUUAAGGUAACUUCAGGUAAGAAAGUGGGGAUUUUUUUGUGUUCAUCUGCUGAUUUAAAGUUGAGAUUUGAUCACAGAAACGAGCUGCUGUAGUUGUACAGAAAGAGACUCCUGAUGACACGUCCUCUCCUGUGGUCCAAUCCCGGCCAGAAGCUCCUGAUCAGUCCAGUUACUGGAUCUCAGUCUGUGCUUUCAAACCCAAAUCGUUGCCUGUGACCGUCUUGAUAAUUUGCUAAAAAACCCUCUGCUAAGCAACGAUUGUCCGAUCAUAGCUUAAUUACCCAACUAUAGCUCAGCUCUGUCUAUACGCUACCAUUCAACAAUUUGGGGUCACUUAGAAAUGUCCUUAUUUUUGAAAGAAAAGCAACUUUUUUCAAUGAAGAUAGCAUGAAAUGAAUGAUAAAUCCAGUAUAGACAUUGUUAAUGUGGUAAAUGACUAUUGUAGCUGGAAACAGCUGAUUUUUAAUGGAAUAUCUCCAUAGAGGUACAGAGGAACAUUUCCAGCAACCAUCACUCAUGUGCUCUAAUGCUACAUUGUGUUAGCUAAUGGUGUUGAAAGGCUCAUUGAUGAUUAGAAAACCCCUGUGCAAUUAUGUUAGCACAUGAAUAAAAGUGUGAGCUUUCAUUGAAAACAUCACAUUGUCUGGGUGACCCCAAACGGUAGUGUAGAGUUUGGAUGAUCUUGGUUGUAGUCUUUACCUGCUGCACCCAAACCACGAUACUCCCACAGUGACAGCUCCAUGUUCAUUUUUUUAGCUCCGUGGGUCCUCCCAGUUCUGCCUCAAGGAGGAGAACCUGGUCUCCGUUGCUUUCCAACUCUUCACCUUUGCAGGACUUUUCCUACUCAGAAUGACCUUUGGGACAUGGCUGUACACCUAUAGUAUGCCCAGCAGUUUGUGUACAGUAAAGAUGAUGCAUUAUUUAACAGACAUCCAUAAAAUUCUGACUAGUGACUAAACAAAAAUAUCUAGUAUGUUUCGGUUAAUUAAACUCCGAGGACCCUUUUCAGACUUGGGCUCGUCUCUGUUAGUCUGACAGCUUCUCAGCUUGUUGGUUUCACGUCUGAAUGAGGCUUUUUAAUGGAAUAUCUCCAUAGGGGUACAGAGGCUCAUUUCCAUCACUCCUGUGUUCUAAUGCUACAUUGUGUUAGCUGAUGGUGUUGAAGGCUCAUUGAUGAUUUUAUUUAUGUUAGCACAUGAAUAGAAGUGUGAGUUUUCAUGGAAAACAUGAAAUUGCCUGGAUGACCCCAAACUUUUGAAAAGUAGUGUAGAUUAUCAUCACACAAUCAUGAAUUAACUCAACUUUAAAAAGCUGCUUUUAGCCUAAAUUUAGUCUUUUGUUUGUUAUUGUGCUAUUGUGCAUAAUGCAUAACUUCUAAUCUAAGGACCUCUGUCUCAAUGACAGAAUGCCGUCACUUUAACGGAUGGACAAAACCAACAAUGUUUCGUGGUUUAAGUCUGAAAAGGGCUUGAUUAGCAAAAGUUGUUAAAAUGUGGAUUGCUCAUUCAAUCAAUCCAUCUGUUUUCUUUUGCUUAUUCUGUGUUGGCUUUAAGUGGCAGAAGGUAAACAUUUCUAGCAAUGUCCUCUAGUUCCUCCUGGGGAAUCUGAGGUGUUCCCAGGUCAGAUGAGAUAUGUAAUCCCACCAGUGAGUUCUGGUUCUUCCACCGGCGUUGGUCCAAUCGUUAGAUCAAUUGAUAAUCUAAUAUUGCUUAAAGGAAGUGUUGCGUAGCGUCGUCUCAGCUGGGAUUCGGUUUGUAAAGCACAGACUGGAGUUGGAUGACACCAGACUUGGGUCAGAUAUGUUUUACAUGUAAUUCCUGGCUUGUGUUUGAACAGUGGGUCGCUACAUUAGGACCAAUUCACUGUCUAGUAAUUGUACAUAGAGAGAAAAAGCUAUAGAUAUGUUGACUUGGUCCUGUGUAGCCAGUUACCCACGUAUUUAAAGAUGGACAACAUAUCACUACUUCCUUCCACUGCACAAAAGUGAAGCCAAGAUCCUGCCUCUUGCUUGCCCAUGUGAGGACGUAUUUCACAAAGCCCAGGUGCUGCUGUCUUUUCCACUAGCGCCUACUCGGCUCAACUCUACUCGGGUUGUGAGGUUUUCCAUCAGGACGUAGUACCUGGUACCAGCUACUAUUUUAGUACCUCCUCGGCUGGGGUUCCAAGCGAGCUGAGUCGAGCCGAGAAUGUGACGUCUACAGAGUGCAGGCCACUGAUGGGACAGGGAGUGACGACAUGCAAGACCUGUACCGUGGGUGAAUGAAGAGGUUGGGACUUUUCUGUCUUGGGUGAUGGACCAAAGAAUACAGAGGGAGCUGGACGGCGCAACUCACAAUGAGAAACUAUAUCAGGAGGUCUCUGAACGGAUGGCGGCCCACAGCUACAGCAGGACAAUGAAACAGUGUCGGGAGAAGCUGAAAAAGCUCCAAAGUGACUAUCGGUCCAUCAACGACCAAAACGACCAGAGUGCAUUAAAUCGAAGGUGUUGGAAGUGGUUUAGCCAAAUGGAUGCCGUUUACAGGCACCGACUGGCAAGCAACGGGAGGAGAGUGGCCUCGACUCCACCGCUGCAUUAUUCAAGACCAUGUUGGGGGACGGUGAGCGUUUUGUGACUCCACCCACGAUGAAGUGGUGCUCAACUGUAGUGGAAAACGACCUAAACUGAGUCAAGUCGAGUAUAGUUAAGUCGAGUCAAGCUAAGUCGAGCCGAGUAGGUGCUAGUGGAAAAGUGCCUUUGGACUGUCAUGGAGCCAUGCUUUAGUAGAUGCUAGGGCUGGUUCUGCUCUCAGCUUGGUCAUCCGUGGUGCCAAUGAUGUCAUCAACACAAAAUAGCAGCAAUAUUUUGGUUUCGCUUUAAGGCAGCUGGCAUGUUGUCGAUCUUUACUCGCCAACCAAAACAGGAUUAAACCGGAGAUGCUGUGGCGAGUAAAACCCACUUUUUGUUGUUGUUUUCACAACUGUCCAUCUUCCUUUAAAGGAACAGCACAACAUUUUUUUUCCCCAUCUUCUCCAAAGUUGGACAGCAAAAUGGAGGCUCAGGUCUGUUAGCGUACCUCUGCACAGUGCCUGGAAGCAGGGAGAAACUGCUAGCCUAGCUCCAACAACAAUGAAAACAAACAUCUUUGUAUUCAAAUUAACUUCUUCUCAGUUACAUCGCUUUAUAGGUAUUGCCGCAUAUCAUCUUCAACCAUACGACUCGAUUUUCCAUUGAUGCUAGUUGACAAAACUAACUGGCCAACAUGUUCAAUUAGUUCAACAGAUAACACUGAAAGGAAUGGCUAUACUCUCUUAAUGGCAUUGUUAAUUUCUGAAAUCUGGUACUUCAGUUGGUUCCAUUGCUCAGGACUGGUGGAGAUACCCUUUUUCUAUGGCUUCAUCUCCCCAUCAUGGUUCAUCCAUUACUCUGAGUGGUUGAUAAGUAUAGCCACAAAAAGCAAUUUUGAAUUUAUAUCAAAUUUAGUCAUAGUUACUUUAGUCUGGUUCUACAAGUAGACAACUGCAUUUGGAUACCUUUAAACACAUUUGAAAUAACACUUUUUUUUUUUUUUUUUUUUUUUUUUUUUUACACACAGUAUCCCAUUACCAUGGUUCUAAUAAUGACAGACUCCACACAAUCAUCCAAAACAAUUAUGAAAAGAUAUCUGUACUGACAGCAUUUCAUGGUGAGAUACUUAUAAAACCAAGACUUUUUCGUACUGAUAUUUUUCACCUGGAUAUUAAAGGCUACUAUUAAAAAUUGGCAAGUUUUACCAUAUCAAACGGUGGAAGACUGUUCUUAAACCAAAUGCCGCCUCAACAAUUUACCCUCAUUAUGACCUUGAUAGGACCUUAAAGGUAGUGAAAUUACCCUGAAAAUAGCCCAGAACUUACAGCUGGACAGUUUGUGUUUUGUUUGACCGUCCUGCUGCCCCAAAUACUCACCAGAGCACAAACUGGGGAUUAAUCCACCGCUGAAAAUAGUCCCAACAAAUGCACACUUUGCCUGUCUUGUGAGCUGCUUUUAAAGAUGUACUCAGAACCAAUGAGCUUGGAGCUGACAACAUAAAAAAUACAGACCUGAUUUCUUUGGGCAUAUCACUAAUCCAAGCAUAAUGACAUGAAAGCUUGGAAAAUGGUCUUUGUGAAACGUAUUUUGGACAUUUUUUUAAACAUUUUAAAACCAGAUUGCACUAGCUUUGUGGGCUGAAUGUCAGUAAAACAUCAUCACUUUUGGUGAAGCCUGGCAGUUUCUCUCUGCCUCCGCUGUUUGUAGUGAAAAGCUGCAAGAAGAAAACAUUUCCGUUGUCGUGUUUUACCUCCACUGCGUCUCCGGUUAAAGCCAGAUGUUCAUGCAGGGGCAGUUUGACUCAGGUCUGGAGAACGCCACACAUAACGAAUGUACUCUGAGUUAAAGCUCACACUGAAGAGAUGCUGAGCUUUAAGGCCUGACUCUGGUCUCGGCUUAAACUCGCGCUCAUUCACACAGAAAAACGGGUGGAGAUUCUCCGAUCACAAAUGAAUGACGUGCUUUCGUCCAAAGUGACUUACAGUGCCGUGAAUGCAUAAACAGUCCAUCUGCAGUAAACUAAACCCACUCAUGACGGCUUGUUAAAUAGAAUCAUUCCUCUGUCCACAUCGUUCUGUACGGCCUGUUUACAUUUUUGCACUCAUCCAAUGAUAAGAAUGUAAAUGUAAAAGACGGUAUUUGGUGUAAAAUGUAUCUUUGCUGUCGUUGGUUUGGGUUUCGUUGACAGUGUUAAUAGAUAUUUUAUAUACGAAGCUGUUACGUGUUGUCAAGUGGAAGUAGUAGUCCUGCGGUACUUAAACUGGGCAGAAUAUUUAUCUGGGUCGCACACAAAUCGUCUUUUUAUUUUAACAGGUUGUCUGCAAGUUCUGGAAACUUCUGGAUGGUACUUCUGGUACUUCAUAACAUGUAACUGUUUUAUUUAAUUAAUUAAAACCCUAAAGGUGCAGGAUUCCACUGCUGAGACAUUACUGUAUGCAGACGAUGUUCUUCUAUUCUCUAGCUGUUUGUAGUUAGUGGAUCAAAUUCCAAGUUCUAAUUGGCAUUAAUCAUCAGAUCUUGGUGAACUGAGCUUCCAGGGCUUUCAGAGACUGUUUUGUUUCAGAUUAACUGCAAUAUUUUAAAGCCAAAUGUUGUAAAUGCAUCGUUUUUCAUUGGUUUAAUAAACCGAGUCGGAUAUGAAUAUCGAACAAUCUUGAAUAUGAGGUUAACUCUGAUUUCAGCAGGUUUACAUUCUGCUGCUUCUUAAUACAUUAAAAAGGCUGAUCCAGAUAAAUUUGGACAAGCUGCCCACUGAGUAUCUCAGAGUGAAUUCAGAAUAUUUAAGCACUGCUGAUCUAACACCAAGUCGGACUGCUGCUGUCAAGUAAAAACCCCAUUUUUCUGAGCAAGGACCAAUAGAUGUUCAGUUUGUGUUCAGAAUUUUCAGUUAACCAACAAUGAAAGAACUCUGACCCACAUUAAAAUACAUCGUUAACUGUUGUAAAAGGCUUACGAUUCAAUGGCAAAAUUGAAAUUCAAUAGAUUUUUUCACUAUAUCAAGGGAAAAAUUCACUUUAUACUGUGGAACAACAUUUGAUCCUCUUUGACACAUGACUUUUUAUCAGUUUAUGGAGCAAAAAUAUCAACAGAUGCAGUAUUCUUCUGUGGAAAAAGUAAGUAUCAGAAGCUGAGUUUGCAUUCUUUAGCACAGGGGUGUCAAACUCAUCUUAGUUCAGGAGCCACAUUCAGCCAAUUUGAUCUCUAAUGGCCAGUAAAAUCACAGCAUAAUAACCUAUAAAUAACCACAACUCCACAUUUUUCCUUUGUUUUAGUGCAAAAAAAUAAAAGUGAAAAUGUUCAGUCUUAAGGAAUUAUCUUUUUACAAAACAUCAUGAACAACCUGAAAUUUGUUAAGGAAAAUAAAUUCAAUUUCAGCAACAUUCAGCCUUAGUUUAUCAUUUACACAUUACAACUUACAGAUCACAGAGUUUCUACAAAAGAACACAACAUUUAGUCACAGCUAUCUGGAACUGAAUGAGCUAAUAUUUUACUUUAAACGCAAAAAGUCAGACAAAAAAGAAAAAAACAGCUAAAAUGACAAAAUAUUACAAAAAUGAGACACAAAACGACAAAAGUCAGAAACGAAAUGAGACAAACGACAUGAAACAAAAAAAGAUAAAAAAUUAGACAGCAAAAAAAUGGACAAAUGACAAAAAUGAGACAAAAAAUGACAAAAGCGAGAAACAAAACGACAAAAAAAUAGACUAACAACACAAGCAAGACAAACCCCCCCCCACAAAAUGACAAAAAUGAUGCACAAAACAACGAAUGAAGCAAAACAAAAUGGCAAAAAUAAGACAAAAAAACACAAGCGAGACAAGGAAAUGCAAAGCAACAAAAAACGAGAAACAAAACGACAAAAACGAGACAAACGACAAAAGUCAGACAAAAAAACAAGAUAAAGUGUUACAAAAAUGAGACACAAAACGAUAAAAGAACAAUGCGCAAGCUAGUAUUUUACUUUAUGAUCAAAACAACUUGUCAUGGUCUAGAAAUUAUUUUAAAUUUACAGUUUUAUAAUUUUCCAAUCUGCAGUUAAUGUCUUCCCUGGAAUUUUUACAUUUUACAAAGUUGGGCCGGAUUGCACCCUCUGGUGGCCCAGUUUUGGCCCGCGGGCCUCACGUUUGACACCCCUGCUUUAGCAGAAAUAAGUUAUUUUAGAUGUUUCUCAUAACUGUUUACUUGUCUUUGACAUCAACCGGCUGACAUAAACGACCAUUUUUCCUGCAAAAUUCCUUCAGUUACAAGAUGUUUGAGGGUUCGUUGUUGGUCCAAAGUUUUAGUCCUUAAAAACCUUUAUUUUUGUGGGUUUUUUUAUGCAAACAGCAGCAUCAGUGUCCAGUGCUUCCUGUUGUGUGUUUGGAUGCAUGAAGCAGCCCGACUACUACCACUACUACUACUACUACUACUGCUACUACUACUACUACAUAUGUAGCUAUUGUGUUACUGUGAAAGCAUGCUUCAUAUGUAGCAAAAAAAGCAAAAUUCUUCUAAAAUCCUGUUAUCUUCUACUACUAUGUGUACUUUUGUAGCAGAGUGAGGUCUAUUUUACUGGUGUUUGAAGGAAAGUUGCACUAAACCAACACAGAGCACUUGUCUUGGAGCUGUUGGAGGGUUGAACAGCGGACAAUCAGCGGAGCUCAUGCACGGCGUUGGAAAUAAACUUUAUCUUCUCUGUGUUUGGAAGUGUUUCGGCUCUGAAAGAAUGAAAGAAAAGCAUCCUAACUGGAGUCAAUGUCAGUUUGGUUAAGACACUACUACCUUUUCUUGGCGUGAGUCAGUAGAGACCAAGUUUUAUGUUGUGUAAAAAAUAAAAAAAAAAACAACCUAAUGUUUUUUGUUUGGCCGAGUUUGUUUGAUAUCCUUGAGGUCAUGGCGUCUGUCCGUAGGGAUUUCGUUUGCAGAAGUAAUCUCUAGUUUUGUGCCUUCACUCAAGAACUCUGUAGUCUGUAAAUCACUGUGCAAAAAUGCAAUACUGUGAAGAACUGGAACACUUUUUCUGUUGAAACCUGUCCGUGUGUGUGAUGCUCAUCGAAGAUUAAAGAACAAACAUUGACACCAA
Messenger RNA from Amphiprion ocellaris (clown anemonefish), 10087 nucleotides. It is a transcript of the gene znf365, whose product is annotated as zinc finger protein 365. The coding region runs from base 161 to 1582 and encodes 473 amino acids. Gene Ontology annotation, biological process: regulation of DNA strand resection involved in replication fork processing; regulation of neuron projection development; regulation of double-strand break repair via homologous recombination. NCBI's taxonomy places the organism in Eukaryota, Metazoa, Chordata, Actinopteri, Pomacentridae. The record is from RefSeq and is a predicted model, not a curated record. Gene Ontology annotation, cellular component: centriolar satellite. The transcript is spliced from 6 exons.